UUCAACUAGUUAGAGUCGCUUUUUCAACUUGUUAGACUCAAUUACCCAUUCUAUUAUCACUAUUUUUCAUUUUUAAAGUGCUUUAUCCUUCGUUUUAUCGUAAAAAGUAAAAUUUACUUGUAUUUUUUUCGAAUAACAUAUAAGAGUGGGUCGACCCGCCCCGCCCCGUACCCACGCGGGUUUUACCCGCCCCAUCCUGUAGUAACGUGGGAUGGGGCAUGAGAAUUGAGGUACCUGCCCCGCCCCAUUGCCAUCACCAGGUCGGAGGGGAAAUAUUAUUACCUAUCUACCUAGCUCGCCUCCAUUGUCCCUUCGGUAAAAUGUAAAAACUGUAAAUUGCUAAAAGGAGGAGUUCAGUAAACUAUGAGAAACAAACCAGAUGGUCGUGGACCUGACCAUAUCCACAUUUCCUCAUAGGCCGCUCGCUUUCAGUUCCCCCAACUCAAUCCCUGGCCGCCUCGGCGCAUUCACAUCACAUGAUGGCAUGGGUUUAAUCCCAAAGCCUAUGCCACAAGAAGACGACGAAGACGAAGAUGCCGCGCCAAUACUAGAAGGAGGAGAAGACGAAGAAGAAGCAGAACCGCUGUGACAGAUUGAUGGCUGUGGCGAUUCUCGAGUAUUUCCACCCUCUUCGUAAUGGAUUCCAAUCUUGGCUCCACAGUCCCGGUGCCGAUUCCGGGAUUUGGUUUCUGGGCUAUGGCUGCGGAUGGGCUACUCUUCUUUCCCUUCUCCUUAUAACCCUUUUCCACUUUUCCAGGCGCCUUCUCUUCUUCCUCUUUGCUUCUUCCUCGCCUCAACCUUCUCCUCUCUCUGCCGCCACUCCUAAUCCGCUCUCGCCCUCUGGUUCUAACCCUGAAUCCAGGUUGCUAUCCUUGUGUUCUUUCUACCCCCACCUUUGCUUUACACUGCUGGGUUUCGUUUUUAUCUUCAUGUAAUCAUUUGGGUUCUUCUCAUUCCAUUGUUUGAAUUCCGACUGAGGGUUCCCGUUCAACUUUCUUGUCUACCAACAUAUCACUUGUUAAUUUGUGUAAUGGUUGCCAUUUCCGCCGCAAUAUUUCCCUUAGGAAUUCUCACAUGUGGAUAUUGCAUAACAUGAAUCUGCGCUUGUUGGUCAUAGACUUUAGUACUGCGAAAGAAUUGUUCAAAGCGAUCGAUACCAUUUCUUGACAUGCUUUGCAAAUUCAUUUGGCAGAUCAUCGGAGUUGGUAUCAGAAGCAGAUUUGAAGUUCUUGGUUAAAAAUCUGGAUGAGAUUGACGAGAGUGAGAGCUGGGAAGCUGUUAUAGAUAAGAGAAAUAAUCUUCUACAUUAUAA
Molecule: messenger RNA, 1312 nt
Organism: Linum trigynum
Lineage: Eukaryota; Viridiplantae; Streptophyta; Magnoliopsida; Malpighiales; Linaceae
Source: the annotation of a GenBank genome assembly